Messenger RNA from Strongylocentrotus purpuratus (purple sea urchin), 2504 nucleotides. RefSeq names its product THAP domain-containing protein 5. The record is from RefSeq and is a predicted model, not a curated record. Bases 139 to 819 code for a protein of 226 amino acids. NCBI's taxonomy places the organism in Eukaryota, Metazoa, Echinodermata, Echinoidea, Camarodonta, Strongylocentrotidae. Gene Ontology annotation, molecular function: sequence-specific DNA binding. The transcript has 3 exons.
CGUCGUCAGUGUACAAUGCGACGCCAUCACGGACACCAUCUUGAAAGACCCCAAAUCGUCCGAUUCUGGCUGGCUAGAAUGCAUGAGGUCAAGUCAAAAUUCCUUUGAAUCUGAUGAAUUAAUCUGGUCUGUGCUAAAAUGUCUUCAUGUGCUGCUACUAAUUGUAAAAACCGUUCGGAUCGAGCUGUUGUUCGUGGAAGGUCAUUCCACAGACUACCCCUACGAGACCCUGCUUUGUUGAAGGUAUGGCUUUCACAGAUGGGGAGAGAGUCCUGGAAACCGAGACCGAGUUCUGCCAUCUGCUCGGACCACUUUGAGAAGAUCUGCUUUGAUCGCACAGGACAAACCACAAGGAUUCGCGAAUCUGCAGUUCCCACGCUUUUCAACCUCCCACGAGUCCCUUUCAAACCAAAGAAAACAAAAACAACAAAACAGAAAAAGGAGAUCGUCAUCAAAUUUCCUCCCAAGAAGUUAAGAAGUGGGAAGCAACUGGCUGCUCCUGCACCAGGUGUCCGAGCUGGUUCACCACACGAUCACGACUACCUUGGAAAAGGCGGUUUCCUGAAUCAAGAACAAUUGAAGAGUCAAAGUCAACAUGGAGAUAUGAAUGAUCCUCUUAAGAAGUUAAGAAGUGGGAAGCAACUGGCUGCUCCUGCACCGGUGUUCGAGCUGGUUCAUCACAUGAUCAUGACUACCUUGGAAAAGGAGGCUCCCUUAAUAAAAAAACAGGCAGACCCGGCCGUGGAAAACAGCUUGCAGAUGUGGACAGUCGGACAGAUGCAUCGAGUGAUCGGCAAAGCAGCGACCAAGAUCUUUUAAUAUGUGAGGAACCCAUUGCAGGCAAUGCUGAAGGACAGCUUCCAGUUUCAGAGAGUCAAGCAAAUGCCUUGAUUAAUCUCAAAAACCCUAAACAAGAUGGUAUCUUGAAGGAAGACAAAACAAAAGUGAACAAGGAAAAGCAACUCCCAGAUAAAGACAGUCAGAUAAGAACAUUGCCUGACGGGAAUAGCUAUAUCAAGGAUGGUUUCUUCUAUCGUGGUAAACCCUCCCGAUAAGUGACAUCAGUAGAAACGAAAGAAAAAGGAUAAACAGAAUCAAACAGCACGAUCACUCAUACAGCGUUGGAGAUAAUCAUGUGGUUUUGAAGCACAGGAUGGAUGUCGCCUGCACCAAGUUGGCUGAAAUCAGGGCUAAGUUUAAAUGUCACCAUCAAAAGAACAGAAGGCUCUCAGUAAAGAUUAAGGCUUUGACGAGGAAAGUGCAGGAGCUAAGGGACGGACAGUUUGCAAUUAACAAUACUUUGAAGUUUCUAGAGUCUCUGGAGUAUAGGCCCAACUUCGGCACAUGAUUUCAAGCCUGAUUUCUUACUUUUCUUGAAAUUUGUUAUUUUGUGUCAUGAAAUUAAUUCACCAUAUAUAGUAUACUGCAUCUCUGUCAAAAUAGGUUUUUAGUUAUCAAGAACAAGACAAAGUGUUUUGUUAAGUUUUAGCUACAGAAUGUUUCCUUUCUUGCAGGGAACAUUUGACACAUGACCAUAAAAUAUUUUUUAAAUAUUGUUAGAAAGGAUAUCCAAAUACCUGAAGUUAAAAACAUGCUGUCCUAAGCAUUUUUUAUAUUAUUUAAAAAAACUGUUUGAAUGGAAAUGAGCCCUUAAUCUUGACAUGUAUUCGAAUAUAAUAAAAUCAUUUUUCUACAUCUAAAUCUUAUCUAAAUUACUCUCAUAUUUCAUUGGGAACCUACAUUUUUGAAAUGGUUCAAUUGUUAUUUUGGAUGUUAUGGGUUUAAUCAUUGUCAUAUCUAUAUUUUUGAAAACUUCCAAUAUAGUUAAUAUUAUCAUCAAAGUUUUUUUUCUUUUCUAAAUGUAUGUCUUCUUCAAGUUUUGCCCUUAUGAGUUCAUUAUGAUAGACUCUACACGUUUACAGAGCUAUUAUUUUAUAAUCCAUUUUUGCAUACGGUCAGUUUGCACUAAAUACCUAAGAAAACGAUACUCUUUGUAAUCCUAUUAUCCAUAACAUUAUUUUGUCUCUUGUAAAUUCUUAUACUUAAAGUGUUAGCUAAUUUCUAAGACUUUUUCCCUUUUGAAAGACUACCGUAAAGCUAUUUUUCUAUGUGAUUUGCAAGGACUGUUUAUGAACAACCAUUCAUGAAUCAUUCUUGUUUAGGAAUUGAUAAACUUUCCAUCUGACUGUUCAAUGAAAUAUUUUGGCUGAUAUUCGACACGUCUUCUGUAUUAUCUCUCUUAUUUACCUCUCCUUUCUAGAUCUCUUUCUCUAUAUUUCAAUUUUUUCUCGAUUAUCAUUAACAAAAAAUGAUUUCCCCAUUUUUGAUUUUUGAUUUCGUUUUCUCUCCCUUUCUCUUCUCAUUUUUUUCAUUCUAGCUUAUACACCCUCUCUGUGUUACAGCUUUCCGUGUUACCAAAUGUUUGUGUCUAUGAUUACCUGUUUAUUCUUAUUUAAUAAAAGUAGAGUGAAGCUCCAUAUUCAUGACACUUUAUAUAAAAUGUA